Messenger RNA from Triticum aestivum (bread wheat), 1876 nucleotides. Its product is annotated as GRAS family protein RAD1-like. The transcript has a single exon. The record is from RefSeq and is a predicted model, not a curated record. The coding region runs from base 1 to 1560 and encodes 519 amino acids. NCBI's taxonomy places the organism in Eukaryota, Viridiplantae, Streptophyta, Magnoliopsida, Poales, Poaceae.
AUGCCGAUGUUGCCCAGCUCCUUCACCACCUCCUCCUCAUGGCAAUCACACCAAGAUGCCUCCUCGAUUUGCACUAACCAAGAACUGGACUACGACCAUCCUUACUACUUCGGCAUUGAGGAGGUGGCCGUGGACGCCGACGAACUGGAGCUCGGCCUCCGGGCUCACAAGGCGACCAGGGUCGACUACCUCAGCUCGCCGUACCAGGCGUCUUGGCCAUCGGCGCAGGCAGACCUCGAGUCCUCGCGCGUCAGGAAGACGAAGCAGUUCCGGGACGUUCUUGAGACGUGCAAGCAGAAGGUGGAGGCCAUGGAGGCCAUGGAACGGUCGUCAUCGCCGGUCGGCAGUGGCGGGUUCGAGGAACAAGGUGAGGCGGUGGUUGCCGUGGACGACGUCCGGGGCGGCGGUGGUGGCAGCGGAGCUGAUGGCAUGCGGCUCGUGCAGCUGCUGGUCGCCUGCGCCGAGGCGGUGGCGUGCCGCGACCGCGCGCAGGCGGCUGCGCUGCUGCGUGAGCUGCAGGUCGGCGCGCCCGUGCACGGCACGGCGUUCCAGCGCGUCGCGUCGUGCUUCGUGCAGGGCCUGGCGGACCGGCUGGCCCUGGCGCACCCGCCGGCCCUCGGACCAGCGAGCAUGGCGUUCUGCCUCCCGCGGUCGUCGUGCCUCGAUGGAGCGCGCGGCGAGGCGCUCGCCGUGGCGUACGAGCUGUGCCCGUACCUGCGCUUCGCGCACUUCGUGGCGAACACGUCCAUCCUGGAAGCCUUCGAGGGAGAGAGCAACGUCCACGUGGUGGACCUCGGCAUGACGAUGGGCCUGAACCGCGGCCACCAGUGGCGCGCCCUGCUCGACAGCCUCGCCACACGGGCCUGCGGCAAGCCGGCGCGCGUGCGCGUCACCGGUGUCGGCGCCCGCGUAGACACCAUGAGGGCCGUCGGGCGCGAGCUCGAGGCGUACGCGAAUGAGCUCGGGAUAACCCUCGAGUUCAUGGCCGUCGACCGCACCCUGGAGAGCCUCCACGUGGACGACCUCGGCGUGGAGGCCGACGAGGCCGUGGCCAUCAACAGCGUCCUGGAGCUGCACUGCGUGGUGAAGGAGAGCCGCGGAGCGCUCAACUCCGUCCUGCAGACCAUCCGCAAGCUCUCGCCGAAGGCGUUCGUGCUCGUGGAGCAGGACGCCGGCCACAACGGGCCCUUCUUCCUGGGGCGGUUCAUGGAGGCGCUCCACUACUACGCCGCGCUGUUCGACGCCCUCGACGCGGCGCUCCCGCGCUACGACGCCCGGCGCGCGCGCGUCGAGCAGUUCCACUUCGGCGCCGAGAUCCGCAACGUGGUCGGGUGCGAGGGCGCGGCGCGCGUGGAGCGGCACGAGCGCGCGGACCAGUGGCGGCGCCGCAUGAGCCGUGCGGGCUUCCAGUCCAUGCCCUUCAAGAUGGCGGCCAAGGCGCGGGAGUGGCUGGAGGAGAACGCCGGCGGCAGCGGAUACACCGUGGCCGAGGAGAAGGGAUGCCUCGUGCUUGGAUGGAAGGGAAAGCCAGUCAUCGCCGCCUCGUGCUGGAAAUGCUAGACGCCGAUCACUGCUGCUCGCCGCCCGGCCGCUUUCGGAACGCUUCACUUUUGGCAGGUGCCGCAGUGUACGUGAUGGUGGGCGCCGUGGAGGUGUUCACGUUCAUCGGGCAAAUGGAGUUCUUCUACGAGCAGGCGCGGGACGCCCUGCGGAGCGCGGAUCUCCUGCGCGGCGAUCGCGCUGUUCAAAUACGCGAGCUCGGCGCUUCUCCCUCUUGUGGUGGAUCCCGACGACAUCAACGAUGGUCACCUGGAGUCCUGGACUACUUCUUCGCCAUGUUCUGCGUCGGCAACUUCGGCGCGUACCUGCUCUUCGC